AGGGUCCGUAGCCAUUUUGGCUCAAGCAGUUGUGGCUCAAGGAUUACGUGCUGCGUCACUUCGCGUCCUCUCGCGCCCCAGGUGCGAGCAGCGCGGCCCCUCGAACGCUGUGGUCCGUUUGCCAAGCAUGGGGAAGAACAGAAAGCGAAAUGGGAAUGCUGCUGCUGGAGCACCCAGCCCUGCGGUCGCGUGGCGCCCGAAGGGGCAGCAAGCCAUGGCUGAUGACGACCCUUCCGUUGUCGAGAAGGCGGCCGCAGAGUUCGUGAAGGUGGUCACUUCGCAGGUGCACAGGCUCAGAGAGGAGCUCGACGCUGUUCGGCAAGCAAGAGCCAGGCUGCAGACGGAGUAUGACCAGCUCGCCUGUCAGGCGGCAGCCGGCCGCGACAAGUUGCGCGACCUGUCCGAGCAUUUGAUGGCAAUCCAAGCUGAGAAAGACGAGCUGGUAGUCCAACUUGCAGGUGCCGUGGCGAGAGGUGCCCAAAGCAGCCAGAUUUCUGACCAAGCGGGCUUCAGCGGUGUGGAGUGGCGCUUCGAGGGCCACCCAGGCGAGUGGACCAGUCUACCCGCUGACCGAAGUGCUGACCUCCAGAAGCAUUACCAGAAUUUCUUGAAGGGCGGCGACUCCAUCGUUCGAAUGCGUUCGGGCGUCGAGGAGUACUCGUUCGACUUCAGCACACUGUCGCAAACGAAUAUCAGGACCAACAAAUCCCGAGCGAUCAAGGGUCAUCUGCAUGCCCCCAGCAACUGGACGCGGUGCGUGCAUCUGGGAAACAUGUUUAAGGUGACGGAAUUGGAAUCGGUUGAGUUGUCUGGGUUCACACUCGUGAGCGGUGCAAAUGUGGACGGCACCUAUGUGUUAUCGAGCUUCCACACAAUCAACGGUUCUCCUUGCUGGUGGCGCGCAGACGGACAAUCAUUCAUCUACGCGUACGAAAAAAACAUUGCUAUUAGCCCUGUGAGUUGUGAAUUCCCAUCCAUCCGGGCCAACAUUGUCCAGGGUUAUCGCUGGGCUCGGGGAUGUUUUUUGUACAGAGGUGCCGCGGAUCCAAGACGCACCACCAACGGUUGGUUACGUUGUGGGGAGGGGGGCUGGAAAGAAUGCAGCACAGCUCAAAUCGCGUCACAUGGACUGUGCAGCACGCCGCCUUUAAUGGAGAUGGCCGUCGAGUUUACGGACACGCAGACACUCCGUGCCUUCAGCCAGCUCUUCCAGGACAGCGCGAUUCAUGCAGCGCACAUUCACGGCGCCAGUAUCUGCGACAAGUUCAAGACGAAUGCGAAAGUGGUACGGGUUCUGAGGAUCGAAAAUUGGCACUUGUGGGCGAAGUACCAGAACCAUUUGCAACAGGUGAAGGGAGACCUUUUGAAAUUAGGAGUCGUGGUCGAACCUGUUGAGCCCGCUCUCCCAGCAGCGCUGAGCAAUCUUCCGGACCAAUGCGGAUGUAUGGAUGUUGCAGUUGGGGAGCAGAUGUUAUUCCAUGGCACAGAUCACGAGACCGCCGCGAAGAUUGCGCUCGGUGGCUUCGACUUCCGCUUGAGCAAGCCAGGCUUUUACGGGCAGGGGGCAUAUUUCGCAAGCCAGGCAUGCAAGAGCCACCAGUACACCGGCAAAUGCUUUGGCUUGCACACCAUAAUCCUCAGCCGCGUUGUUUUGGGCGACGUCUUCUACGCGACCAAGGUCGAUAGGGAGUGCAAGAGACCGCCGCCGCGGGCGGGCACGUCGAGAUGCUGCGACACCGUAGUGGCCAGGCCGGGCCCGAUGCCCGGCCACCCUCAUGGGGAGCAGAUCCACCAAGAAUUUGUCAUUUUCGACAAAUUCCAGGCGUACCCCGAGUUCCUCGUGCAGUACACGUGCGAUGAUGCCUGAUGCCUCUGCGCGGGCAGGGCAAGCCUGGCGCAGAGCGUCCAGGAGCUCUGCCCACCAGGCGCAGCCGAAGCACACGGCCCCCUUAUCCUCCGCAAUUCCCUGCAGCGUCCUUGGGCAUGCAGCGACUGGUAAUGAGACCACCUGCAGCAGAGCCAAGACGAUGUCCAUAUGGGGAGGCAGAUGUAGCAUUCCUGGCGGGACUUAGACUGGUCCUGUUGCCCGUAACGCCGCAGGCCCACUGGCCGCGUGAGGAGGAGAAGGAUGAGGCACAGGAUCACCAUGUCUGUCUUUCGAAUCGGGGACGCCCCUCGCGAAUUCGCUGCCCCGCCCCCUGACGACGCGGCAGGGGCGCGGCCGUUCCCCUCGGGCUCACACGGCAGGGGACCCGCGCUCUUGCCAGAGGUCGCUCGAGCGCGGCAUCGGAAUUUGCCUCGGAGCGGCCGCCCGUCACUCUCCCAGGAUGCCGCUCUGCGACGCAGGCCCGAAGCCGCACGCCGCAGCACGCGGCCGCGCAGAAAAAAAACAGAAG
Molecule: messenger RNA, 2396 nt
Organism: Prorocentrum cordatum
Lineage: Eukaryota; Dinophyceae; Prorocentrales; Prorocentraceae
Source: the annotation of a GenBank genome assembly